AUGGCGGAUAUCACGGCGGUGGAUGAGACUAUCAAGCGCCUCGCGUCCUAUAAAGGGGUGCGGGGCAUCUUGGUGGCCACCGCCGACGGCGUCCCGGUGCGGACAACGCUCGAGCAGGAUGCCGCUCAGCAGUAUGCAGCCCUGGCCACCACACUCGCCAGUAAAGCUCGGAGUAUGGUUCGUGAGAUAGCGAGCGACGACGAGCUGCAAUUCCUGCGGGUGCGAAGCCGGCGAGGAGAGAUCAUGAUCGCGCCAGGCGCCGACAAGGAGAGACAGUACUGCUUGGUCGUGGUGCAGAACCCUGUCUCGGAAUAA
Messenger RNA from Auxenochlorella protothecoides, 315 nucleotides. RefSeq names its product Dynein light chain roadblock-type 2. Lineage: Eukaryota; Viridiplantae; Chlorophyta; Trebouxiophyceae; Chlorellales; Chlorellaceae. The record is from RefSeq and is a predicted model, not a curated record. Gene Ontology annotation, molecular function: dynein intermediate chain binding. The transcript has a single exon. Gene Ontology annotation, biological process: microtubule-based movement. Gene Ontology annotation, cellular component: cytoplasmic dynein complex; cytoplasm. Bases 1 to 315 code for a protein of 104 amino acids.